Molecule: messenger RNA, 1515 nt
Organism: Cercocebus atys (sooty mangabey)
Lineage: Eukaryota; Metazoa; Chordata; Mammalia; Primates; Cercopithecidae
Exons: 8
Biological process (GO): mitochondrial electron transport, NADH to ubiquinone
Source: RefSeq, a predicted model, not a curated record
AUGUGUGGCCAGGAAAGGCAGACGUCUUUCAUGGCUCAUAAGGAAGAGCCUUCCCGGUUAAAGGUUAUGUACAGCACCCUGAGGAGUUCUGCGUUUGAAAGAUCAAAGAAAAAGUCCCUCCUGGUACACUCUCCCACUCUAAAAGCUUUAGUUAACACUGGGCUUGGAGAGUUCACACAUCUGCAUGUCUCCAGCCCCAAACCCAUCAAAGAACAUCUCAUCUGGAUUUGCCACCUCCUGCACCUCACCGACACCACAACUUGUCCAAAACAAAACUCAUCCUCUUCUACCUCCUCACCCUCACCCAGAGCAGGUAAAUGUGCCAACACAAGGAAAGAAAUCAAGAUCUAUUUAGCUUUUCCCACUGGCCCUGUCAAUCGUUCCGAGGAAGACAGCUCCUGCCACACAGCUCAGGAAAUGGGCCCCAGAGGGCCAAGAAACAGUUCCAUUCCCUCUUCUCAAGAUCAAGGGAGAGAUGUGGGUUCUGGUUACAGCAUCUUUGAAAAGGCUACCACUUGGAAAUUUCGAGAACAGGCAGAAGUAUGGGGGAUCAAGAUCAAGAUCGGACAGAAAGUCGCCCGGCUAUCCCCAAGGCCACUGAAGGUCAGCACAGUCGUGGCGUUCCCUGCACCGGCAGUCUACCUGACCCAUCAGCAGAAGGUGUUGAGGUUAAAAAAGCGGGCGCUGCACCACCUCGAGUUGUGGUGCAUCCAAAGCGACAAAUACCAAUAAUUUGCUUAUCUGAUGAGAGCCUUGUUUGAGGAACAUAAGAAUGAAAAGGAUAUGAUGAAGGCCACCCAGCUGCUGAAGGAGGCUGAGGAAGAAUUCUGGUACUUUCAGCAUCCACAGCCAUACAUCUUCCCUGACUCUCCUAGGGAUGCCUCCUAUGUGACAUAUGAGUGCUACAAGAUACCAGAAUGGUGCUUAGAAGACUGGCAUCCUUCUGAGAAGGCAGAGUAUCCUGAUUACUUUGCCAAGAGAAAACGGUGGAAGAAACUGCGGAGGGAAAGCUGGAAACGAGAGGUUAAGCAGCUGCAGAAGCAAAUGCCACCUGCCCAAAAGGAAGGUGAUUUGCCCCCACUGUGGUGGCAUAUUGUGACCAGACCCCGGGAGCAGUCCAUGGAGAGAGAGAGACCUCAUCUUUCAUGCUUGUGCGAUCAAUAUGGAAUAGACUUCUUGUUGGAAAAAGAUGUUUAUGUUUCCAGAGAAAAAGAGGAGAGGAGAGCUACAACUACCAGAGCCAACCACAGUAAGGGGACAGAAUCAAGCAAGCACACAAGCAUGUGCAAGCACGUACAUACCCACAUUCAGGUUCCCGUGACAGCUGUUGGGGUGAGAGCCAAGUUUUCUGCAGCCCCUGCCCCUCCCCUGCAGGCGCCCCUCCUUCCGUCCUGGGAUCUCCCUCCUGAGCGCGUCCCACACCCGUAUUUGUUAAGCUGCGGAGGACACAGUAAUUGCCCAGCAGAAAACACGGGUGCAGAUAUUAGGGAGCGCCGGGGCAAAGGCACUAAAUGA